AUGGAGGAUUCCGAAGUGGACUACGACUCGCUCCUCGAGCAAGCCACCCAAGGGCUCGGCCUUGCAUUCAUAGCAGACAGCUUACCCCUAAACACAAACAGCCACGUGAAUGACGCAGACUCUGCCGACACACAGGCGGGAAUGCAUAUUCCUGAACAAACCGACUGGUUGAACGCCCCUAUUCCGCACCCGUUCAACUUUAACACUCCGAUCCCAAUCACAGACAUUGACUAUACACUACACACGACCUGGUAUCCAGACACGAUGCCCAUACUAACUGAAGACUCACCAGGUGCUACGCUAAACUCUUCAAGCAUCUCUACACAGUCGCCUGGAUUCUCCUCGGCGUACAGCACUUCACCACUAUCUACCAAUUACAGCCCGCAAGAGCAAUUGCUCCCACCAAGCCUUGGUCCAACACCAAAACCGACACCUACCCACGCUUCUUCCCCCAAGAAGAAGCGCCCACAAAGACGUCGGGCCAAGGCAAAACCCGGCACCCGCCCUUGUGAUAAAAGGAGGGCAGAACGCAAGUACAACAAGAAAGCUCAGUGUGUCUUCUGUUCCAAAAGAGUUCAGUGCAAUCGGGACUUGGACAGACAUUACAAGGCAAAGCAUCCUAAGGAGGCCGCCGAGAUGGGAAUUGACAUGAGAAAGAUUCCCUGCAAGUUAUGUACAGAGACAUUUUCCAGACCGGACCAUUUGAAGCGACAUAUGAGGGACCAGCAUGGGAUUGAAUGA
This is a messenger RNA of Fusarium keratoplasticum, 741 nucleotides long. RefSeq lists its product as uncharacterized. Lineage: Eukaryota; Fungi; Ascomycota; Sordariomycetes; Hypocreales; Nectriaceae. The transcript has 2 exons. The record is from RefSeq and is a predicted model, not a curated record. Bases 1 to 741 code for a protein of 246 amino acids.